Messenger RNA from Paramacrobiotus metropolitanus, 2758 nucleotides. Its product is annotated as trehalase-like. The coding region runs from base 487 to 2526 and encodes 679 amino acids. Gene Ontology annotation, molecular function: alpha,alpha-trehalase activity. The transcript is spliced from 8 exons. The record is from RefSeq and is a predicted model, not a curated record. Gene Ontology annotation, biological process: trehalose catabolic process. Lineage: Eukaryota; Metazoa; Tardigrada; Eutardigrada; Parachela; Macrobiotidae.
UAAUGGUAUCAACGCAGUAACUACGCUUUUUAAUUUGGGUGCUUGUCAGGUCAGUGUUUCGGGUUUUUCCGCGUUUUUCCGUGUUUUUCCGUGUUUUUCCGGGCCAGGCGCUCGACGACUAUAGCGAGGUAGUUUAUAGAAGGGCGAAUUCCGGAUGAAGAUGCAGUAAUCGUAUGUUACUCCCGCGCUUUCCUGCUGCGUUGAGGAUGUUCUAAGCCAUCUUAUACUGUAGUUCUUUAUAUACAAUACUGCGGAUUGCGCCAACGCCACAAGCGCUAACGUAUUGCUCCAUCCGUCGACGCACUGAGGCGGCAGUCGGCCGGCCGCUGGCCACGCCCCCGCCUAUGCGGCCGCCCCCCGACUGCGUCUGCCGCUGAUGGACACUAGUGUGCCCUGCGUCCUCUCCCCUGACCGCUACAGACCGGCCCUGCCUCGCCCCACUACCUACAAUCCCAACUGCCCCCUCCGCGGCGGCGGCACGGCACUAUGCCGGCGCCGGGAUCGUCGUUGCGUCGGUGGGCGUUCCUACCGUUUAAUACGGCACUCUUCAACGCCGGUCAACGGAGGAUUAUUAUUUUGCUAAUGCCACUCCUGCUACGACUAACUGCCGCCGUUGAACAGCUCACCGAAGCCGAUUCACAGCCCGACGACGCGGGACUGCCGUGUUCCAACCCGGUGUACUGUUAUGGAGAAAUCCUGGACACGGUGCAGGGCAUGCGCCUGCACAGCGACUCCAAGACCUACGUGGACCUGCCGCUGCGCCACCCGGUCAACGUCACGCUGGCGGCCUGGCAGAACCUGACGCAGGGCAACCUCAGCGCCGUGACGCCCGGCAUGGUCUUCAGCUAUCUGGCGGCCAACUACGACCCGCUGGACAACGACAUCGCCGUCCACCCCCCGCUGGACUACCGCCGCUUCGGCCAGGGCGGCGUGCCCUUCGCCGAGAAGAUCGCCGACCGCAAGCUCUUCGAGAUGGCCCUCCGCAUCCAUAACAAGUGGCGCGACCUCGGGCGCAAUAUCUCGCUGCACGCCCGUGAUUUCCCCGAGCAGCACACGCUGAUCUGGGUGCCGCACGCCUUCAUCGUGCCGGGCGGCCGGUUCGACGAGAUCUACUACUGGGACUCCUACUGGCUCAUGCAGGGCCUCCUGGCCUCCAACAUGCCCCACACCGUGCAGGGCAUGCUCCGCAACUUUGCCUACCUCAUCCACAAGUUCGGGCACUGCCCGAACGGUAAUCGCAUCUACUACCUGAAAAGGUCACAGCCGCCCUUCCUGGCGCUGAUGCUGGACCUGUACCGCCUGCACUACAAUGUGCCCAACCAGACCGACACGCUGCUGCUCAUCAAGGAGAUGCUGCCGGCAUUGCAGAAAGAGCACGAUUUCUGGAUGAAUAAACGGCGUAUUGAAGUGUCGCACAACGGCAAGACAUAUCUCCUCAACGUUUAUCGCGGCGACAUUAAACAUCCGCGUCCGGAGUCUUAUCUGGAGGACCGGGAGACGGGCGAACGCUACAAGGAAGCCUAUAAUCAGACAGACGCAGCCUUCCUCUUCACGAACAUCGCCGCGGCGGCCGAGAGCGGCUGGGAUUUCAGCACGCGCUGGCUGGAGCGCCGUGAGGCCCCCUUCCACACCAUCCGCACGGAGACCAUCGUGCCGGUGGACCUCAACGCCGUCCUGUGUGCCGUGGAGCAGCGGCUGGCCAUUUUCUACGAAUUAACCGGCGACCCCGACACCGCCGAGCAGUUCCGGCAGCGGGCGCUGGACCGCGGCGACGCCCUGGAGGCCCUCUUCUGGAACGAGACGCGCGGCGUCUGGCUGGAUUACGACAGUCGUCUGGGGCGCCAACGCGAGGAGUUCUACUUGAGCGGCGUCCAACCCAUUUUCCACAAAUGCAGCGGCCGCACCGUCGACGUCACGUCCACCGCCCGUAUGCGGCAGGUUCUCAACUCGUUCGAUCUGCGCAACAUCACACGGUAUCCCGGCGGUUUUCCCACGUCGAGCUACUUCUCGGCGACCAACUGUUGCCAGUGGGACUUCCCCAACGCCUGGGCGCCGCUGCAGCUCAUGCUCAUCGAGGGCUUCGCGCACAACCCCGAGAUGCGCUCGCAAGCGCUGGCCUGGGCGCAGAUCUGGGUGAAGGCGCUCUACGACGGCCACGCCGGCCACGGACACUUCUACGAAAAGUACGACGUGCGGGAACCGGGGGAGUUCGGGUUCGGCGGGGAGUACGUGGUGCAGGAGGGCUUCGGCUGGACCAACGGCGGCCUGCUGCGCCUCCUGGAGAUGUUCCCCACCGAGCUGCGCGUCCGUCCCGCCAACGCCAGCCUCCGCGCACUCUCCGGCGAGGCGGCCGCUCAAACUUCGCGGGCGUCGCUGGACAGCCGCGCUUCCCCGUGCAUCUGGACGUGGAUGCGGCGGAUGGGUGUGCAGUGCGUGCUCCCGGCACUGGUGGUCUACGGCCUGGCUGCGGAGCUCCUGAGCGGCGUCUAUUCGCCCUCCGGGUGGCGGCUACUGCGCUGCUUCUAAUGCUCGACGCGAUACACCCGUCGUUGACCUUUCUACCUGGAUCUUCCCUUGGUUGUCUUCCCCUGUUGUUGGCACUCGCAGUCUCUUUUGAAGAAGGACGGUGUAGAAUUACCGGUGACCCGCAAUUCAGUUACCGUAUAAUCUUUUUGGAUACAUGUCUCGUUUCAGAAAAAAGUGCGUCACCUGUUAUGUUGUGUAAGUGAAAGUCUGAAAAAAGAAAAUACCUAACCUG